This is a messenger RNA of Apiotrichum porosum, 687 nucleotides long. It is a transcript of the gene SEC22, whose product is annotated as SNAP receptor. The coding region runs from base 1 to 687 and encodes 228 amino acids. Gene Ontology annotation, biological process: endoplasmic reticulum to Golgi vesicle-mediated transport; retrograde vesicle-mediated transport, Golgi to endoplasmic reticulum; vesicle fusion with Golgi apparatus. Lineage: Eukaryota; Fungi; Basidiomycota; Tremellomycetes; Trichosporonales; Trichosporonaceae. Gene Ontology annotation, molecular function: SNAP receptor activity. The transcript is spliced from 5 exons. The record is from RefSeq and is a predicted model, not a curated record. Gene Ontology annotation, cellular component: endoplasmic reticulum-Golgi intermediate compartment; Golgi membrane; ER to Golgi transport vesicle membrane.
AUGGUUCGCUCAACCACCAUCUUCAGAGUCAACGACGGCCUCCCCCUCGCAGCAAGCGUCGACGAUGAGACAACCGAGAAGGCCCUUACCGAGUACAAGCAGCAGUCCAAGCUCAUCUUCCGUCGCCUGACCCCCAACUCGGAGCCCGCGUGCUCCAUUGAGAGCGGAGACUACACACUGCACUACCUGAUCGUCGGCAAUGUCAUCUACAUGUGCAUCUGUGACCAGUCGUACCCCCGCAAGCUGGCGUUCUCGUACCUCGACGAGCUGAGCAAGGAGUUCCAGCGUAGCUACGAGGGCAAGAUUGAGGGAGCGACGAGGCCAUACGCUUUCAUGGGCUUUGACACGUUCAUUUCCAAAACCACCCGCCUGUACCGUGACUCGAGGACGCUCACCCAGGGCGGUGGCAGCAGCAGCAGCGCCGCUGGGCCCUCGAACCAUCUCGACCAGCUGAACGAGAACCUCCGCGACGUCACCCGUAUCAUGACCAAAAACAUGGAGGACCUGCUGUGGCGUGGAGACUCGCUCGACCGCAUGUCCCACCUGUCGACCUCGCUCCGCUCCGAGUCUGCAAAGUACAGGAAAGCGGCUCGUCAGAUCAACAUUGACGCCAUGAUACGCAAGUGGGCACCAGUCGGUGGCAUUGCCCUCUUUGUCAUCAUCUUCAUUUACUGGCGGUUCUUCUAG